Messenger RNA from Notothenia coriiceps (black rockcod), 1785 nucleotides. Its product is annotated as SH3 domain-containing YSC84-like protein 1. Gene Ontology annotation, cellular component: actin cytoskeleton. Gene Ontology annotation, biological process: actin cortical patch localization; endocytosis; plasma membrane tubulation. Gene Ontology annotation, molecular function: protein binding; lipid binding. Bases 1 to 867 code for a protein of 288 amino acids. The transcript has 5 exons. The record is from RefSeq and is a predicted model, not a curated record. Lineage: Eukaryota; Metazoa; Chordata; Actinopteri; Perciformes; Nototheniidae.
AUGGGGGAGAGGGUUAGCAUCAGGUUCUACGGACGGGAAAUCCGCGCGUCGGCCAUUUUGAACGGUGACGUAGAGCCGCCGCCCGAAUGCUACGAUCUCUACCACAUCCUGGACGAAUACACCGACGCCUACACCGCCGACUGGACCAGCAAGAACAUGCGUCCCAAGUCAUCUGGUCCUCCAUCCAGACCUUCAGGUCCACCUCAGCAAAGACCGUCAUCCGGAUACCAACAACAACAACCAGGCGGAUACCAACAACCAGGCGGAUACCAACAACAACAACCAGGCGGAUACCAACAACAACCAGCCGGAUACCAACAACUACAACAACCGGCCAGAUACCAACAACAACCAUCAGCCGGAUACCAACAACAACAACAACAACAACCAGCCGGAUACCAACAACAACAACAACCGGCCAGAUACCAACAACAACCACCAGCCGGAUACCAGCAACAACAACAACAACCAGCCGCAUACCAACAACAACAACCAGCCGCAUACCAACAACAACAAUCAGCCGGAUACCAACAACAACAACAACCAGCCGGAUACCAACAACAAUCAGCUGCAUACCAGCCGCCUCCAGCCACCACGGAUAAAAACGCCCUGUACCCGAGCAUCCCGGAGACUUCAGGCCAGUUUGCCUCCAGAAACCCAACAAACAACGGAGGGGGAGGAGCUAGUGGAGAGCUCGUUGUCACGGCGACGCACCCGUUCACAGGGCAACAGCCCGGCGACCUGAGCUUCGUCCCCGGCGACAGCAUCACCGUGGUUACCAAGACCGAGUCGCAGUACGAUUGGUGGGAGGGUCGUCAUAGCGACGGGCGCGUAGGCAUCUUUCCUGCCAACUUCGUGGCGUUCUGAGUCUACGGCGAGCCGGAGGGACACACUUCAGAGCGGUUAGAUUAAAGAUUAGAGAAGAAAUAACAAGACAUCUGCAAAUAUUUAAAUAUAAACACAGAACAUGUUGGUUUUCAGGUAAAUGUAUUCAAAUAAUUAUAAUAAAUGUAAUAUUGACUGAAACUAUCCUGGGAUGGUGAGAGUCAUAUAGUGCAUAUAUAAAAUCAUCAUUUUAUUUUAAUAACAUUUAUUUCAGGAUUAACACGUUUUAAUCAAAUUUAAAGAAAAUGUCGUCAUAUUUUUUUCAAUUCCUUAAAAGUUAAGAAAAUGAAGAAAUAUUUAUAAUUUUCUGAUUCAACCGGAAAAACUCUUGUCCUUUCAAAAUAAAACAAAAGAAAGAAACUAAUUUGAUAUUUUAGAAAAACAAUACACUUUUUAUAUUUCACUAAAAUACUUUAAAUAAAAGCACAUCUUCACUUUGAAUUGACUUACAUUUGAACACCACCCUAAACUUUAUUCAUAAUGAUUACAGGUUGACUUCCUGUUCUUGCCCUUCAAAAUAAAACCAAGAAGACAAUAGGAAACCUGUUUGAGGACAAACUAAAGAACUGAAAACACUAAACACUUUAAAGAAAAGCACACUUUGAAUUGACUUCAGGGAUCUAAAGUCACAUGAUCUUGUAUUUCUGGGUGAAUAUUUGUUAACUUGUACGAUAGCAGUGUUCGGGUUCUGUUACAGCCGGAGGGAUGUGGAAUACUUUAGACAUUUUUAUCUGUUUACAGUUUAUUUAAAACUACGAUAAAAGUGUAGUUUGAUUAAAAUGAUGAUCACUUGUUGGAGUUUGGAUCGAAUGCCUUAAUAAUUCUACAUUUACAUAGAAAGAAGAGAGACGGUGCUGCUUGUUUAUUUUGCCAAAGAAAAACUGAAAUAAAAUAUAAAGA